AUGAGCGCCAAAACAGAACGGAGAGGCCGAGAUCGGACUUGGGAGAUGCGGUCGGCAGGUCAGCCAGUUAACCCUGGACGAUUCUUGGUGCCAGACAAGCAGCGCAGCUUUGGAGGAAUCCUGAAGCUGAUGGCGAUCUACUCAGUGAUGCGAUACUACUCCAGAUAUCUUGGUCGAUCUUCGAAGCCAUUCUUUGAGAGGAGAUCUCCCUCGUGCGCUAAUUCUGACCUGUUUGAGUACACUUCGGGGCGUUUUUUUGUGAGUCGUGGCGAUUCGCUUGCUAAACGCGCCAUUUGCUUGAAUAAGCUGACUUUGGCAAUAAUCCAACGCGCCGGGACAAAUAGGUUCAAUGAAGACCCUCGCCGCGCCGAACGCCGUAUUCAAUUCGAUGUAGAUGCUCUUGCAAGGGCGGCUUGCUAUUCUGUCGGCCGCCGCCUCGAUGGCGUGGCUUCGAUCACGAAACUCGCCGAGAGCGGCUUCAAUCGUGUCUUGCAAAUCACAUUCAAUGAUGGAUAUGUAAUUCUUGCAAGGCUGCCUUACAAGACGACCGUCCCAAAAAAUUAUGCAGUCGCUAGUGAAGCUGCGACGCUCGUGGGGUUCCGGUCCCCUAAGUUCUUGCGUAUUCUCCAGAUCAGACAAAUGCCGUUGGAACCGAAUACCUUCUACUUGAAAGACUUGAAGGAACACCCUUGGGCGACCGGUGAUUCUCUAUAG
This is a messenger RNA of Penicillium oxalicum, 714 nucleotides long. RefSeq lists its product as uncharacterized. The coding region runs from base 1 to 714 and encodes 237 amino acids. The transcript has a single exon. Gene Ontology annotation, cellular component: mitochondrion. The record is from RefSeq and is a predicted model, not a curated record. Lineage: Eukaryota; Fungi; Ascomycota; Eurotiomycetes; Eurotiales; Aspergillaceae.